Diospyros lotus (date-plum) is the source of this 1463-nucleotide messenger RNA. RefSeq names its product NDR1/HIN1-like protein 6. Gene Ontology annotation, cellular component: plasma membrane. Bases 276 to 1028 code for a protein of 250 amino acids. Lineage: Eukaryota; Viridiplantae; Streptophyta; Magnoliopsida; Ericales; Ebenaceae. The record is from RefSeq and is a predicted model, not a curated record. The transcript has a single exon.
CGGGGUGGUUUCUUGUUAGUCAUGACCUCUUGCAACAAUUUCCAACUAUUUAGGAACUCCAAAAAUCCGACAGCUUUCGUAGCUGACCUACCUACAGUUUUGCCCGGUAGCUGGCUGGCUUCUUACAAAUUUGUUAGUAGGUGAGGCCGGUGAAGACUUCCUCCCCAACUCAGCCCCUCUCCGCUCCGGCGGACAAAUCGCCACAUUUACAACCCAACCCUUAAUUUAACGGCCACUCACACACACAUAUAUAUCAGCUCAAGUAGAAAGCUUUGAUGAGAUGGAAUAAUCAAGGAAUAACUGACAAACAAACAAUGGCAGAUCAUCAGAAAAUUCAUCCGGUGGCUGCAGACGCGGGACGCGCUCGGCCAUCGCAGCCCCUACUGCCACGCGGUUUGUCAGUCUCGGGAAAAGGUGACCCUGCAGCGGCGCCGAACAAGAAGAAGAGAAGCUGUUGCUGCAAAUGUGUGUGCUGGACAAUCACCCUCCUUGUCCUGAUACUGAUACUUCUAGGCACCACUGGAGGGAUUCUUUACCUGGUUUUCCAGCCAAAGCUUCCCAAUUACUCAGUAGACAGCCUCCGAAUAUCCGAGCUACGGCUCAACCUCGACAUGAGCCUGUACGCCAAGUUCAACGUGAGGAUCACGGCCACCAACCCAAACAAAAAGAUCGGAAUUUACUACCAGAAGGGGAGCUCGCUGGGAGUCUGGUACUCGGAGACUGAGCUCUGCCGGGGAUCGCUGCCAAGAUUCUACCAAGGUCACUGGAACACGACUGUGCUGAACGUGGCCUUAACGGGUCAGAAUCAGUACGGAAGAACGUUGAUGGCAGCGUUGCAGGAGCAGCAGCAGACCGGGAGAAUACCGUUGGAUCUGAAGGUGGAUGUGCCAGUGAGAGUCGAACUUGGGAAGAUGAAGUUGAGGAAGGUGAGGAUCAUCGGCGGUUGCUUGCUCAUGGUGGAUAGCCUGUCUGCAAACAAUCUGAUCAGCAUAAAAGCCAGUUCCUGCAACUUCAGGGUCAAACUCUAAAUUUAAUCAGUUAGUAAUUUGAUUCAUAUAGAACCUAUCUUGAUUCUUCUUCUUUCUGAGUCGAAGCUUGCCAUAGAUGGAGAAACCAAAAACCAACCCGAAAGAAAAGAGAACAGAGCUCAAGGAUUUCAAGUAAACAGAACAUAAAUGAAUUAAAGGCUUGCUUUUUCCUUUGAUAGCGAACAGACAAAAACACUAUCUUUUCCAGCUUAUAAUACAUAUAGAUAUAUAGUUGUUUUUCUUUCCCUUCUGGAAUGUCACAAAAAGGUUCUGCAUGCUUGUAGAACGACAGAAGCAAAACAAAUGUCCAUCCCGUUGUAGUUUCCCGGCACCAACCAGCCGCGAUAAUAUUUGCGGGCAACAAGGCAGGGGAUUAAUGCAAAAAGGAGGAUUGGAUGUCAUUAACACAUGCAUUUAAUCCAUAUCGAGGAACUC